AUGACAAAAAUUGUAAUCUUGACCCUGAAUAAAGCUCAGCCCACAGUCUCAUUCUUAAUCUUCUGGAGCCUGCCCACCACAGCUCAACUCAGUAUUGUGUCCACCUAUUGUACCGAAGGGGAGGAUGUGGUUCUGCGUAUCCGCAAUAAACCUCCUGAGGCUGUACUCUAUGUGUGGUAUAAGGGGAAAGGCGUGGACAAAAAUAAUAUAAUUGGGUUUUUUAUUAUGACAUUAAGUUUUCAUUUAAGUGGUCUUGAAAACAUUAGACAAGAGACGAUCACCAGUGAUGGAUCCUUGCUGUUGAAGAAGGUCACCAUGGAGCGUGCAGGACCAUACACAAUAGUGGCCCAUCUUCCAGAUUCAAAAAAAGAAAUAGGGUUUGGGCAACUUGAUGUAUAUGAAUAUCUGAGAGUGCCCACCCUCCUAGCCAGCAACUAUGUCGUCAGAGAGAAUGAAGAUAGUGUGGUCUUGACUUGCUACACAAAUGGAAAAUUCCCCCAGUGGUUUUUAAAUGGCAUGGAUCUGAAGUUCACAGACAGAAUGAAGCUGAAGUCAGACGGCAGAAGAAUCAUCAUAAAACCCGUUAUGAGGGGAGAUGCUGGGGAUUACAAGUGUAAAGUGUCCAACCCCAUCAUGUCUGCUGAAAGUCAGGGUCUUGAACUUUAUGUGCAUUUUGACUGA
Messenger RNA from Phyllostomus discolor (pale spear-nosed bat), 681 nucleotides. RefSeq names its product carcinoembryonic antigen-related cell adhesion molecule 21-like. Gene Ontology annotation, cellular component: cell surface; plasma membrane. Gene Ontology annotation, biological process: regulation of immune system process; signal transduction. The coding region runs from base 1 to 681 and encodes 226 amino acids. Gene Ontology annotation, molecular function: protein tyrosine kinase binding. NCBI's taxonomy places the organism in Eukaryota, Metazoa, Chordata, Mammalia, Chiroptera, Phyllostomidae. The transcript has 3 exons. The record is from RefSeq and is a predicted model, not a curated record.